AUGAAGAAAAAUCCUCAAUUGAAAUUAUCCGAUAUACAAUCACUAAGAGAGUGGUGCGAAAAACAACCGCACUUGCCAAAAGUUGAAGAUACUUUCCUUGCCUUGUGUCUUCACAGGCAUAAUUAUCAAAUGGAACCAACGAAAAACAUAAUUGAGAAUUAUUACACAACCAGGACGCACUUACCAGAAUUUUUUUGCAAUCGAGAUCCGCUCGAGGAAAAAAGGAUAAAACAGGCCUCCCAAGUCUUAGCAUGUUUUCCUCUGGAAGAAAUAACAAAGGAUGGCUAUAAACUGCUAUAUGGAGCAUAUUUAGACACCGAUCCUUCUCUCUAUGACUUUAAUGACGCUUGCAAAUAUUACAUAAUGUUAAACGACAUGCAUUUUUUGAUGGAUGGUACUACAAACGGAUAUAUUAUUUUCUUUGAUGCUAGCAAUUUAUCCUUCGGUCAUAUUAAACGAAUGAAUCCAUUCACAUUCAAAAAAUAUUUAUAUUAUCUCCAAGAGGCAUCACCAUUUCGUAUAAAGGAAGUCCAUAUCAUAAACGCACCAACAAUCAUCGAAUUUGUAAUGAACAUGAUAAAACCUUUUAUGAAGAAAGAACUACUAGACGCAGUACAUUUUUUUUCAUCGUUAGAGAACGUUUCCAAAUAUAUCUCAGUGGAUGCGUUGCCGAACGAAUCGGGUGGAAAGGCGGGUCCGACACGCAUAUUGAAUGAAAUGGAAAUGAAGAAACUCGAGGACUAUCGUGAAUGGUUUCUGCUGGACAAAAUAACCAGACGUGUUGACGAAACAAAGAGAAUUGGCAAGAGCAAAUCGGCGAAUGAUUUAUUUGGUGUUGAGGGUAAUUUUAGAAAAUUGGAUAUAGAUUAAAAAAGAUUUAUAAUUCUA
Wasmannia auropunctata (little fire ant) is the source of this 888-nucleotide messenger RNA. RefSeq names its product alpha-tocopherol transfer protein-like. The coding region runs from base 1 to 870 and encodes 289 amino acids. Gene Ontology annotation, molecular function: phosphatidylinositol bisphosphate binding. Lineage: Eukaryota; Metazoa; Arthropoda; Insecta; Hymenoptera; Formicidae. The record is from RefSeq and is a predicted model, not a curated record. Gene Ontology annotation, cellular component: membrane. The transcript is spliced from 3 exons.